AUGGCUGCUGAUCCAGUUCCAUGUGGUCGCCCACUGCUCGCCAUGAAAUCCUCUCGUCGACGCUCUAAGGCUGAAACUAUCGUCAUUUUGGUACUUCUGUUCUCUAUUGGAACCUGCGACAAUCACAUUCCCUCUCUGAAUGAAAUCUCUCGUAUCAACGAUCCAGUUCUGAAGGAGGUAUUUACGUCAUCUGGUCUUCACAAGCAAACCACUCGCCCACAAUCUGAGGAUCGACCACGAUUGCCUGAGUCAGGGCCAUCGCAGCCACAAGUUCAACAGUAUUAUGGUGAAGUCCCCAUCGAGCACAACCAUCAACCUCUUGGACCGAUUCCGCAGCAGCAGCAAAGGCCUGACGCGGUCGCUAUGGUUGUAGAUACGGGUGUGAAUGCUUUCGCUACAGGGGCGAACGCUCUAUACAGAGGAGCGGCCACUGUCGGACAAGCAUUCGGUAUUAAUACACGGGCCUACGAAGCUCCACUUCUCAGCGCCGCUACGCAAUUUCUGGGACGAAAAUGA
Molecule: messenger RNA, 516 nt
Organism: Necator americanus (New World hookworm)
Lineage: Eukaryota; Metazoa; Nematoda; Chromadorea; Rhabditida; Ancylostomatidae
Exons: 4
Coding region: 1-516 (171 amino acids)
Source: RefSeq, a predicted model, not a curated record